Messenger RNA from Daldinia decipiens, 1405 nucleotides. Its product is annotated as beta-lactamase-like protein. Bases 313 to 1263 code for a protein of 316 amino acids. The transcript has a single exon. The record is from RefSeq and is a predicted model, not a curated record. Lineage: Eukaryota; Fungi; Ascomycota; Sordariomycetes; Xylariales; Hypoxylaceae.
AUGGAAAUAUACAAAUGCACAAACACAUGUAAUUCUAUUAGUCACUUCAGCUCAUGUAGAUACAAGCUAUCAAUUUGAACUCUUCCCCCACUUCUCCAAAUCUCCUCCCCAUCUAUGCACCCCGCAGAGCUCCCAAAUAAUGUUACUAUUCUAUAUAAUCUACAAAGACACAUCAAAGUCUGCCUCUUGGAUAGACAUAACGUAAGCCUUUAAAGGGGAAUUAUCAAAUUCGAAAUGAACGAUAAUCUGUAUCAGUGUGUCAAGUAUUGGAAAUAGAUCCCGGGUUCGGCUGAACAGCAAACACAUCUAGACAUGGCAUCCAGUGAACCCGCAUAUGAUCCUAAGAGGACAGAAUCAUGGCUCAUCUGCACAGCUUGCGGGACACAAUUUCCUACCGCGAACAGGCAAGAGUUGAAAACGUGCUUCAUCUGUGACGACCCUCGUCAAUUCACGUUACCGACUGGUCAGGCUUUCACCAACCUUCACGAUAUUCGUGCGGCUGCAAAAAACGUAUGGACACCCUUCGAAAAUGACGACAGGUUCACAUCUAUUCAUACGGAGCCCAAGAUAGGCAUCGGUCAGCGAGCCAUCCUCAUCAAAACUGUAAAUGGUAACGUCCUUUGGGAUUGUCUCACUCUCGUUGAUGGCGAGACUAUCAACAAGAUUAAAGGUUUAGGUGGUCUCAAAGCCAUCGUCAUCUCUCAUCCGCACUAUUACUCGACGCACGUAGAAUGGGCCCGCGCUUUCGACUGUCCCAUCUACCUAGCUGCCGAGGAUAAGCAAUGGACAACGCAGAGCUCAUCGUACCAGGUCUUUGUGGAAGGAACAGAGCUUGACUUACAGAUCGAUGGCAAGUCUUCCGGGGUCAAAGCUAUCAAGCUUGGCGGUCAUUUCCCAGGAUCUUUUGUGGCACUGUACGAGGAACACCUACUCAUCGCCGACACGCUAGUUACAACACCUUCGGGGCUAGGCAGCUGGGAUACGGAUGCUAUAGGAGCUGCGCGGGUCCGACCCGCUGGUCUGAAUAGCUAUUCGUUCAUGUGGAGUAUUCCGAACAUGAUCCCCUUGGCCCCGGAUGAGCUGCAGCGGAUGUGGAGUAUACUUAAGAAAUACGACUUCAGCUCUACACACGGGGCGUUCCUCAAGAUGGAUAUUAUGAAGACCGUGCCAGAGAUGAAGCGUCGGGUGCUGGAGAGCAUGCAGAUCCAGAUUAAGUAUAUGGGUUAUGGCAACCAUGCGUUUCUAAAGGAAACUAUAUCAUAAAGGAAAGGAAAGGGGGAGAAGCAGCUUGGGUUAGUCUGGACUUCGGCUUGUAAUCAGACACGGAGAGUUUAGUGAGCAUUAAGCAGAAUAUCCCAGUUAUCGACGAAUAUAAACGUCCAAAAUUCAGAAUACGCAAAUGAAU